Messenger RNA from Hydatigera taeniaeformis, 321 nucleotides. The record is from the annotation of a GenBank genome assembly. Lineage: Eukaryota; Metazoa; Platyhelminthes; Cestoda; Cyclophyllidea; Taeniidae.
AGUUUUGGUGGUGGAGCAGGAGUAGGACGACGUGGUGUUGAUGGUGGGAAGGAGGGGUGGAAAAAGGAGGACGUGACUGAUGAAGCACAUUGUUUCGGUUUAGAUCUCAACACGCCUCUCCAAGACACUCAACACCUCUGCUCACAACUCCAACAGACUCUUCUCCAAUCGCACAGCUCCGCUGAGAAGCCAAAUGCAGAAAGAGAGGAACAGAUCCUCUGCAAGUUUCAACAAGUCAUUGUCACUGGGUAUGUGGACGAUGACUUGACAGUCACCUCCUCCCUUCCACCAGGUGAAAGUACGCAGUGUUCUCGCCUCUGA